Galleria mellonella (greater wax moth) is the source of this 503-nucleotide messenger RNA. RefSeq lists its product as uncharacterized. The transcript is spliced from 2 exons. Bases 103 to 354 code for a protein of 83 amino acids. Lineage: Eukaryota; Metazoa; Arthropoda; Insecta; Lepidoptera; Pyralidae. The record is from RefSeq and is a predicted model, not a curated record. Gene Ontology annotation, biological process: 2-oxoglutarate metabolic process.
GUGUCAAAUUUAAUUAGUUUCUAGAAUCUGGUGUAACUAUUAAUCAAACAUCAAAAUAAAAUCUUAAAAAAAUAUAAUAUUCACUACUAUUUUUGAGACAACAUGGUUCGAAUUACAACAGUCCUUUCCCGUAUACCUGUAAUUAAAUUCCGCAAGGGCGGCGUUGGUCAAUCAGCAGGCGGAUCAACAAUUCAUGCCUCUGCACAGCAAGCUGCUGCACCCCAAUCUCAAGCACAGCCAACUGCAGCAAUGAGUACAGGCCCUAUACUGGACAUUGACCUUCCAGCUCGUUACAGAAGACGACCACUAUCACAGGAAGAGAUUGACUAUAUCAAUGGCGGUGGAAUUGUUUAGUCCCUCUACUUAAAAUGAACUUGUAGAUACAGUUUUUAAAAGUAGAUUUACAAUAAUAAUGUAUUAUCAUAUUUAAUAAUGUUGGUGUUAUUUAAAGUUAUUAAUUUUGUUGCUAAUUUACCUAUCUAAAGAAUAUUUUUUAAGUAAUU